Harpegnathos saltator (Jerdon's jumping ant) is the source of this 987-nucleotide messenger RNA. RefSeq names its product endocuticle structural glycoprotein SgAbd-2. Gene Ontology annotation, molecular function: structural constituent of chitin-based larval cuticle. The record is from RefSeq and is a predicted model, not a curated record. Bases 155 to 703 code for a protein of 182 amino acids. Gene Ontology annotation, cellular component: chitin-based extracellular matrix. NCBI's taxonomy places the organism in Eukaryota, Metazoa, Arthropoda, Insecta, Hymenoptera, Formicidae. The transcript has 4 exons.
GAAUGGGAAGGGAAGAUCUUCUUGGACGUCUUCAUAUAAAUGCCGGCAGUGCUCGCAGCACGGGAUCAUAGAUUCGAUCUCGUUCAAAUCGACAGCCGCACCGAACCGCCGACAAUCGUCGUCGUCGUCGUAGUCUCUCGUCAUCGUCAUCACCAUGCAGUACCUAAUCUUGGCAUUAGCUCUCUUCGGCUGCGCUUUCGGGCAAUUCGGGCCAUACCGCGGCUUCUCCAACCAAAAUGCCUACAGACCGACGCCGAGGCCCUAUCAGCCGCAGCCGCAGCCGCAGCCGUUGCAGCCUCAAUACACAUCACCCGGAAAGUUCAUAGCUAUUCGAAGCCAACAGAAAGACUCGUCGCCCGAUGGAUCUUACAGCUUCAGCUAUGAAACCGAGAAUGGAAUCUCCGUAUCCGAGAGCGGACACCCUCAAGCCGGUCCUCAGGGUCAAACGGAGGUGGUCCAAGGCAGAUACUCGUACCCCGCGCCCGAUGGCACCCCCAUCACCAUCGAGUACACGGCCGACGAGAACGGUUUCCAUGCGCAGGGCGCUCACAUCCCGACGCCACCACCCAUCCCCGAGGCCAUCAGAAGGGCGCUCGCGGCGAACCCACCCGGUCCCGAUGACUCCAAGUACGACCAACAGCAGCCCUUCCAGCAGAGAUUCGGCGGACCGGUGUACAACGCCAACCCCUUCCGAAGAUUCUAGUUUCGCCGCGACACGCAUCUCGAUCGUAUGGAAAAAGCUUCCUCCUCUUCCACCAGGAAGUAUGCAUCCACGACCAGCGCACAGCCAGACGAAUCGAUCGGAGGGAGGGAGGCUCGGCCAGGUAUCGACCGACUCUUACGGAUCACCUUCGCUCGGACUCUAACCGGAAGUGAUACGUGUACAUAUAGGACACAGUACGGCGGGCAACAACAACAACAAGUAUCGGGAACUCCUACGCAACAUAACUGUCGUUACGCAAUAAAUCAGUAUAUAUAUUGUUUCUA